Penicillium cosmopolitanum is the source of this 582-nucleotide messenger RNA. It is a transcript of the gene cnaB, whose product is annotated as calcineurin regulatory subunit B. The transcript has 5 exons. Bases 1 to 582 code for a protein of 193 amino acids. NCBI's taxonomy places the organism in Eukaryota, Fungi, Ascomycota, Eurotiomycetes, Eurotiales, Aspergillaceae. The record is from RefSeq and is a predicted model, not a curated record. Gene Ontology annotation, molecular function: calcium-dependent protein serine/threonine phosphatase regulator activity; calcium ion binding.
AUGGACCAGCCAUCCGAACCCAACGCCGCCGCCAUGCACAAUGUGGCGCGCCGACGAGGCUCCGUCGGAACUACACAACUGUUCGAUAAUAUUAUCUCGACUUCAAAUUUCGAUCGUGAUGAGGUGGACCGCCUGCGCAAGCGCUUCAUGAAGCUUGAUAAGGAUGGUUCCGGUACGAUCGAUCGCGACGAGUUCCUGUCCUUGCCUCAGGUUUCCUCCAACCCGCUUGCCACGAGAAUGAUUGCAAUUUUCGAUGAGGAUGGCGGUGGUGAUGUCGAUUUCCAAGAGUUCGUGACCGGCCUGUCGGCCUUCAGUUCCAAGGGCAACAAAUCAGAGAAGCUUCGAUUUGCAUUCAAGGUCUACGAUAUCGAUCGCGACGGAUAUAUCUCCAACGGUGAACUCUUCAUCGUCUUGAAGAUGAUGGUGGGCAACAAUCUCAAGGAUGUGCAACUGCAGCAGAUUGUGGAUAAGACUAUCAUGGAGGCCGAUAAGGACCAGGAUGGACGCAUUAGUUUCGAGGAGUUCCAAGACAUGGUGGAGAGCACGGAUGUCAACCUGAGCAUGACUCUGAAUCAAAUAUAA